This is a messenger RNA of Maniola jurtina (meadow brown), 2082 nucleotides long. RefSeq names its product zinc finger and BTB domain-containing protein 14-like. Bases 118 to 1701 code for a protein of 527 amino acids. Gene Ontology annotation, cellular component: nucleus. Gene Ontology annotation, biological process: regulation of transcription by RNA polymerase II. Gene Ontology annotation, molecular function: DNA-binding transcription factor activity; zinc ion binding; RNA polymerase II cis-regulatory region sequence-specific DNA binding. The transcript has 12 exons. The record is from RefSeq and is a predicted model, not a curated record. NCBI's taxonomy places the organism in Eukaryota, Metazoa, Arthropoda, Insecta, Lepidoptera, Nymphalidae.
UCGUAUCUGUCAUGUUGGCAACGACAUCUGUCAUGCAAACUUCCGGUUAUAUUUAGUGGAAUUUUGUGGAAGAUUAAGUUUUAUUUUCUCAAUAAUCACACCUUUUGAUUAUGAAAAAUGGAUUGGCAAUUAACGUGUCGCGUUUGUCUGGAAACAGGCGACAUGGUUUCCCUGUUUGAUUGGGAUGAAAAUAAUGAACAACUGGGGGACAAGUAUACGUACUGCUGCGGCGUCGAGGUGUCCAAAGAUGACUCGCUACCAACGCUGAUCUGUUUGAAUUGCGUGGACCGCCUUACAUACGCGUGUCAGUUCAAAAAGCAGUGUCUUUCUUCGAAUGAAACCCUAAAAGAAUGUCUCGAUGAAUUUCUUAAGACUUCACAGGCUGUUUCAGCGAGUAAAAACGAAGACUCAAAUGAAACAGAAACAAUCACAAUCAAGCAAGAAAACGGUCUGUUACUGCAGUAUGAGUUGCCAGUGGAACAUGAUCCUCAGACCACAUGGAUGCGGACAGUUAACAAGACCCCGUCUGGUACAGUGGUUACUAAGGCACCGGGGCAGAAGAAGAGGGGACGGCCGAGGAAGUAUCCGAAUGAACAAGGCCAGAUUGAUCUAUCGCCAUACCAACGCAAAAAACCUAAGCGAGAAGCAAAAGAGCCUGAAGCCUUAACAACUCUACUGGCAAAAGAUUCUCUGGAGCUUAAACAAGAACCAGAGGAGGAAUUCACUGAAGACUAUGAUGGAGGGUCGGCGGAUGACCCUGACUUUACACCCGGCGCGGAUGACGUAGAUUCUGACGCUGAAGUGAAAAAGGCGGCGCCAACUCCAAAGAAACGCGGCAGGCCUCGCAAAACGCUUCUAGAGAGCUUGAAACCGAAAGAGGAGGAAGGUGAAGACAUGCUGCUGAAGGAAACCAUCAUGGCGUUCUCGGAGCCCAUACCGGAUCACAUACUUAACCCCAAACCCAAGAACCGGAAGCAGCGGCCUAAGAAGAAAUAUGUUUAUGAAAAGACGCAUGUGUGCGAAACUUGCGGCGCGUCGUUUACGUCAAAUGCGUCUUUACAAGCGCACAUACGACGACAUUUAGGCAUCAAGCCCUUCGUUUGCAGCGUAUGCGACUACUCUUGCGUGCUAAACAUGGAACUCCGGCGGCACAUGAUGCGUCACACCGGAGUGCGGCCUUACAAGUGCCGCAUCUGCGAUAGGCGCUUCGGCGACUUCGGCAGCCGGCAAAAGCACGAGAGGUUACACAUGGGCCUGCGCCCGUACCAAUGUGCUCUGUGCGGCAAGUCUUUCACUUACUCGUACGUGCUCGCCAAUCACAUGCUCACGCACACAGGCGAGAAGAAGUAUGCGUGUGCUCCAUGCAACAAGAAAUUCACAAAGGCUCACCACCUCAAAUACCACAACAAAGUGCACCACAAGGAUGUUUAUAUACAGCAACAGCUGGAGCAGGAGGCCAAGAAGAUCAAACAACAACUCAGCGUCAACAAUUUGACCGGCGUGGUGACCGGGCAGAUUGUGGGCGGACAACUGCAACUCAUACAGACCACUUCUGAAGACGGUGAGCACGAGGGACAGAUGCAGGUGGUGGAGGAACAGGAAGAGGAAUAUUCUGAGGAGAAGGAGACGGACCAAGCUGUGGCCAACAUGCAAGGGAUUGUCAUAGACGACGAUUACACCAUGGUAGUGGACAGAGUAUAGAAAUCAGCACUGAUAGAAUAAUGUAUUUAAUAAAAAUCAUAAUAAUAUACAUUUAUGUUAGACUCGAAGACCGAAAACGCUCAUUGAGCGAAAAAAUUGUUAGCUCACAGGUUUUUAACUAUGCCCGCUCAAAAAAUCACAUCGAUCCGUUGCACUGUUGCGAUGUGAUUGAAGGACAAACCAACAAACUAACACACUUUCGCAUUUAUAAUAUGGGUAGUAGUUAUGUAUGAAAAUAAUCAUCGGCACAUACCUAUUUACAGUUUUUAAGCCUUUCGGGGUGGAACGGAAUUAUUGACGUAAUCGACGUUUUUAGCAUUAAGUUAUGUAAUUUAUAAUUAUCUGUUAAGGAAUAGAAAUAAAUGUUAUCAUGGAAUCUAA